AUACGUCAAUUUCCUGCGACUCGGGGCGUGAGGCCACGUGAGCGGCGGAUCCCAUUAAGAUGAGAUAAACAGCCGCAGUAGAGAAGGCCUCGUUACACUUCUAAACGUGCAGUUGUUGUUGUUUAUUUUAGUGUUCAGUCGGUGGUGGAGUCUAUAUAGGACGGGUUGAUAUUGGCGUGACACUUCCUCCGGAUCAUGCCCCACGACCCUAAACCGCCUCCGGCCAAGAGAUUUAAGCCGGGCUCCCCUUUUUCCCUUGCAAACAAGAAGCCUGGAAUGCUGCUGCCAAAGAAGGGAAAUGCGUCCAGUCAAAUAGACGUGCAAAGGAAACAUCUGCCUAUUUACCAGGCCAAAUCUCAGCUCAUCGACCAGCUCAGACAGCUGCCCAAUGCUGUGUUGAUCGGAGAAACAGGCUCGGGUAAAACCACCCAGAUUCCUCAGUACCUCUAUGAAGCGGGUAUUGGUCGACAGGGCAUCAUUGCGGUCACACAGCCUCGGCGUGUGGCUGCGAUCUCGCUGGCGGGACGAGUGGCAGAGGAAAAGAGAACUCAGCUUGGAAAACUGGUGGGCUAUACUGUGCGUUUUGAGGACGUGACAUCCGUGGAAACCAAGCUGAAGUUCAUGACUGAUGGCAUGCUGCUGAGAGAGGCGAUCGGGGACCCAAUGCUUUUACGCUACACAGUUGUGAUCCUAGACGAAGCUCACGAGCGCACGGUCCACACCGACGUGCUGUUUGGUGUGGUCAAGAGCGCCCAGCGCAAACGCAAAGAGCACAAUAAGAUCCCUCUAAAGGUCAUUGUGAUGUCUGCCACCAUGGAUGUGGACCUGUUCUCUCAGUAUUUUAAUAAGUCUCCUGUGCUGUACUUGGAGGGUCGGCAGCACCCGAUUCAGAUCUAUUAUACCAAACAGCCGCAGUCUGAUUACCUCCAUGCAGCGCUGGUCUCCAUUUUUCAGAUUCACCAAGAAGCUCCUCUGUCCCAUGAUAUCCUGGUGUUUAUGACUGGGCAGGAGGAGAUCGAAGCGCUGGCCCGGACGUGUCGGGACAUCGCCAAACACCUGCCUGAAACCUGCGGGCCUAUGAUCGUGAUCCCUUUGUACGCAUCACUUCCUCCUGCCCAGCAACUCAGGGUCUUUUAUCCUGCACCCAAGGGCUGCAGAAAAGUCAUUCUCUCGACCAACAUCGCAGAGACGUCCAUAACCAUUUCUGGAAUUAAAUACGUAAUUGACACAGGAAUGGUGAAGGCCAAGCGCUAUAACCCAGACAGCGGUCUGGAGGUGUUGGCGGUGCAGAGGGUGUCUAAAGCCCAGGCCUGGCAGCGGGCUGGCAGGGCAGGGAGAGAGGACUCUGGCUCCUGUUACCGUCUCUACACUGAAGAUGAGUUUGAGAACCUGGCAAACAUGACUGUUCCUGAAAUACAAAGGUGUAAUUUGGCAGGUGUAAUCCUGCAGCUGUUAGCUCUCGGUGUUUCUGACGUCCUCAACUUUGACUUCAUGUCCAAGCCGUCACCUGAGUCGAUGCGAAUGGCUGUGGAGCAGCUGGAUCUCCUUGGAGCAGUGGAGCAGAGGGAAGAUCAGGUUUUCCUCACCCCUCUUGGCAAGAAGAUGGCCUGCUUUCCUUUGGAACCUCGAUUUGCUAAAACCAUCCUGAUCUCUCCGGACUUUUCCUGUAGCGAAGAGAUUCUGACCAUCGUCUCUCUGCUCUCCGUGGACUCUGUGCUCUACAACCCUCCUGCUCGUCGAGACGAGGUGCUCCUCGUGCGCAAGAAAUUCAUCUCCAGCGAGGGAGACCUCAUCACCCUGCUGAAUAUCUACAGGGCCUUCAAGAAAGUCAGUGGAAAUAAGGAGUGGUGUAGGGAGAAUUUUGUGAAUAGCAGAAACAUGAGUCUGGUUGGUGAAGUGCGAGCUCAGCUGAGGGACAUUUGCAUCAAGCUGGGACUGAAGCUCGAAUCCUCUCUGUCCGAGCUGGCUAACGUGCGACGCUGCCUGGCUCACGGAAUGUUCCCCAAUGCCGCUGAGCUACAGCCCGGUGGCACCUAUUUGGCUCUGGAUACCCACCAGACCGUCGCCAUCCACCCGUCCUCCGUCCUGUUCCAGGCCAAGCCGGCCUACGUGAUUUUCAACGAGCUCCUUCAUACGUCGCGCUGCUACAUGAGGGACCUGUGCCUGGUGGAUCCUGACUGGCUCCAGGAAGCAGCGCCGGAGUAUUUCCGGCGUAAGAUACAUAUAUCAAAGAGUUAGUACACCUCCGUGCUUCUUGAGGUGCUUUAUCGACCGCAGAUUGCAGACUGUUUUGGAAUCGAUAGCAGUAGUUCAUCAAAGUGGUUGGGCUCGUUUCUAACUCGUCCUAGAUCCUUAUAGUUUUCUUCUGCUGACGUGGGAACAUUGGGCAGGGGAAUUUAAUGAAGUUUCUUGUAUGACUGUCAAAAUGCUUUCGAGAUAUGAGGAGAUAUCCUAUUUUUAUUCAACUGUAAGUUUGCCAUAACAGAUGAGACUGAAGCCACUCAAAUGAAUUUCAUGUCACCCUAUGAAGCCAAAACAGGCUGGAGAAGACGAUACUGAAUGUCCUCUUCUUUCCAGAGGAAACACUCAGCGUUGAUUGAUCGCUUAGGAAUGACUUUCCUUGGAAAAAGUGCUUUGCGGAUCUUUGUACGAAUUGACACUUUUUUUUCUCACACCCUCCAACAGCUUUUGACUAAUUUGUGUACUUCUGUUCCAGUGGUUUGAUACUGGAAGCUUUUUUUCUACCUGCCUGUUUCUAAAGUCAGUUUAUUUAGAUGCAAAUUAUGUGCUCUUACCCUGUUGGGAAUGCUUGCAUGUUUCCUUUAACUACGUGUCAGGCUCUUGAUGCACCUCAUGGGCGGCCGCACUGUUUCUGGAACUAAUUUGCCUACCUGUGUUGAUAAAACAGCUUGUUCUCUAUGAACACCUUUUGUGUUUAUGAACAGAGGUUCACAUGUUGACCGGAUGGAUGCAUGGUGUGCAACCAUGGCCUUAAAUCUAUGUCUUAUCUUACUAACACCAUGUUUCAUUCCAUUUUCAGCUAUGGUUUUAUACUGGGAUGUUUUACAUGGGCAUUUCUUAUUAAUGGUUCAUAGUUUCUAGCUGAUUAAUGUCUCACACAGAGUUGUCUAAUAGAAAAAUGUUCGAAUGCAUUUUGUACACUUUAAUGAAAAAAAUGGUAAUGUUUUAUGCAUACAUUAUUAAUUGGCUUCUGUCCAAGAGAACUAUUAUAGCUGCAAAGAUAGUGUUUUAGUUGUUUAUAUAAAGUCCAGGUUCAUGAUUCAUUCAGGAUCAUGAUGAUUCACUCGCAUGAUACGAUUUUGACAAUUCAUUUACGUUUACAGCAUUUGGAAGAUGCACUUAUCCAGAGCGACUUAAAAUUCUCGUUCAUACAACUGAACAGUUGCAGCUUAGCGAUUGGUGGGAUUUGAACUUGACAUUCUGAUCAGACGUCCAACAGCUUAACCACUGAGCUACCUUCUUCUUUUAUAAUCUUUAAUGAUAUCAGAGACUGAUACAAUACAAGCUGCUACAUAUCAACUCAUAUGGCCAACUUUGUCCAGUAUCUGGAGUGUGGUUAAUAUGUGACCUUGAGAAACCUCUGUUUAACAUCUAUCUAUCUAUCUAUCUAUCUAUCUAUCUAUCUAUCUAUCUAUCUAUCUAUCUAUCUAUCUAUCUAUCUAUCUAUCUAUCUAUCUAUCAUCUCCAAUUGUUUGUCCUUUUUUUGACAGAAGCCUAUUUAUAAUCAGUUUAAAUUGACAUAAUUAUCCACUUUUUUUUGCAUUGAUUUACUCCAAUUAUCCAAUUAACUCGAAUUGAAAUCGAACGAAUUUUUCAAAAGCGUCAGAUCGCUUACAUUUUUCUGUUCUAUCAGAUUUGAACGACUUUUGCGUUUUGAAACUAGCUUUUUGUGUUUUGACAGAGCUGUCAUUCAAAAAGCCAGGCCACUAAAUGUUUUCACAACUUUUAAACAACACAAUUGACUGAAAUCAUCGUAUUCUUCGUCUUAUUUUCCCUCCCAAAUUGAGAUGAUCCGAUCUGGAACGGAGCAUUUUUACUGUGUUACUCGCUUUCUCUGAGAAAUUUUGCCCUAAUUAAUUUUGGGUUGCUGCUCCACUGGAGCCAGGGGGAGACCAGCAUUUCUGCUCCUAAUAGAUAUUUAAUUGAUGCUAACAACUUCGGACCACACCGUAAUAGUUUUUAACGUCAGCCAGAAGCCUCAUUCUCAGUAUCACCAUUUCUAAGCUAUGCAUGCUUUUCUGUAAUAUUUGUAUAUCUGCCAUUGAAGUGCACAUACUUGUUUCUGUACCUGCUACAGAUUGUACACAUAAGUACUUCUUAACUGAUAUGCUAUGCAUGUUGUAUGAUAACACAGAACAAGGCCACUCAGGUUUCUCUGGAAUGCAGAAUAUACCUCAAAUAUAUAUUUAGUAUAGUCAUAAGAACAUUCUUGAAACGAGGUUUUUGUUUAUUGGAUCGUGCAUGGACCUUCAUCCAAACUUGACAUUUCUACAUGCCAGAUAUUAGGAUAUUGCUUGAUAUUUAUUUUUUUUCUUCGUAUUGUCUUUUUCCCCUGUUUUGUUACGCACUCUGAAGCCAAUUUCAGAAUAUAGCAGCGAAUUUGUCUGACUUCAUAAAAGGUUGUUUAAAAAAAAUAAAUAAAAUAAAUGACCUUUUGAGGCAAAAGUAUUUAACUAAAGCUUUGUGAAUUUUCUUUGGCAUUUCCCUUGUCUGUUAAAAUAGAGGUUUCUACAUGAGGAAGUGACUCGUGAAGAAAAUGAAGUAACCUUAUUUUAACUAUGUCUGCGUUUUUUUUUUUUUUGCCCUUUUACUGCAUGCUGUUUAUUUAACGCUGUUAAAUGUUCUGGUUUUAUUAGAACGUGUCCUUAUAUGACAAAUGUGCAUCUUUUGAAAUAUUCAGCAUUUUUUUUUCCUUUAUAAUUAAUUCUUAAAUAAAAUUUUUCAUUUUGUCAAA
This is a messenger RNA of Silurus meridionalis, 4975 nucleotides long. It is a transcript of the gene dhx33, whose product is annotated as DEAH (Asp-Glu-Ala-His) box polypeptide 33. Gene Ontology annotation, cellular component: intracellular anatomical structure; nucleolus. The record is from RefSeq and is a predicted model, not a curated record. The transcript has 12 exons. Gene Ontology annotation, biological process: positive regulation of transcription by RNA polymerase I. The coding region runs from base 196 to 2238 and encodes 680 amino acids. Gene Ontology annotation, molecular function: RNA binding; ATP binding. NCBI's taxonomy places the organism in Eukaryota, Metazoa, Chordata, Actinopteri, Siluriformes, Siluridae.